AUGAUUCCCGUCACACUCUUGAGUAUUCUAGCAACAGGACUUCUCGUCCACGCAACUCCGGUUCCGGCGCCAACGGGUGUACCGACUACUGCUGCUGCUAAGACGGAACUUGCUGCUUUGACUGUGGCUGUACUUGGAAGCCAGGAUGGUUAUGCGAGGAAUUUGUUUCCUACUUGGUCCACCAUAUCCGGCACCUGCAACACACGAGAAACCGUACUCAAACGGGACGGCACUAACGUGGUCGUAAACUCCGCCUGCGCUUCUACAUCUGGAAGUUGGAUAUCACCUUACGAUGGCGCGACAUGGACCGCUGCCUCGGACCUUGAUAUUGACCAUAUGGUUCCAUUGAGUAAUGCGUGGAAGGCUGGGGCUUCUGCGUGGACGACGGAGCAGAGACGGGCUUUUGCUAAUGAUUUGGUUAAUCCGCAAUUAUUGGCUGUUACCGAUAAUGUUAAUGAGAGUAAGGGGGAUCGGGGACCUGAGGCGUGGAAACCGCCGCUGGCAUCAUACUGGUGUACAUACGCCAAGAUGUGGAUUAAAGUCAAAUCUGUAUAUGACCUGACGGUUACGACUGAGGAGAAAGCGGCUUUGACUACUAUGAUAGCUACUUGUUAG
Sclerotinia borealis F-4128 is the source of this 615-nucleotide messenger RNA. Lineage: Eukaryota; Fungi; Ascomycota; Leotiomycetes; Helotiales; Sclerotiniaceae. The record is from the annotation of a GenBank genome assembly.